Molecule: messenger RNA, 909 nt
Organism: Batrachochytrium dendrobatidis JAM81
Lineage: Eukaryota; Fungi; Chytridiomycota; Chytridiomycetes; Rhizophydiales
Exons: 1
Coding region: 1-909 (302 amino acids)
Source: RefSeq, a predicted model, not a curated record
AUGAUGAAUACAGUAAACACCGCUGGAACCAGAGGAUCUACUAAUACUCCAUUGAACCCCAUUAAUCGUGCAGACCAUUCCAAGCGUAUAUCAUGGUCAAAGCUUAUGAAACACAAACUCAAGGCAUUGUUUUCGCCUCGAUACAGACGUCAGCAAGAGCUUAAAGCAGCAGUCGGAUCUCUGGUCAUACAUGAAAAUCAACGAAACUUGAUACAGAAAGCAAAGAUCAGCCAUCAACAGCCAGAGAAUCAUGCAAAACCAGAUCUUGUCGAGUCAUCUGGAUCGACACUGACUGGCGCGAUAGAUGGCGGCUCAGCUAGACUCGUGCAUUCCAAAUCGAUUACUGCAGAUACUCCAGAAUCAGAAAAAGCAUCAAUAUGUUUAUCAACAGCAAUAGAGGAAUAUGGCAUAGAUACUGCGUUUACUGAUUCGCCAUUGACUUUAGACACUGACAUUACUAUCCACGAUGUGCUCGAAUGUGAUUCGUCCAGUGCGCACUACUCGAGUGAUGGACACCCUACACACAGUAGUGUUGCUAGUCUACACUUUAAUGAUAAUGAGCAAUCUUGUUUAAACACCACUGUGUUGACUCCAAUUGAUCCUUUAUUAACAGAUCGCACUGAAAUGACCAUGGUGCAGCUAGGCACUACAACCAACAAGGCUGAAUCUGUUCACGAUACAGCACAUGUCCAAGCAAAGGAACAUCAGGAACAAACUAUUUACUCGGAGAAAGGAUGUAACCACGUAUCCAAAGAGUCGGUGUGGGAGUCUGAAUCCAUAUUUACUUUGUUAUCUGUAGAAAGUGAGGAUGAUAUUGAUCUAGACUAUUACACAGCUUGCUACCACCCAGAUAAGCCAUUGAGUACAGUUUUUGAAACACAUGAUACCAAGACCAUAUGUUCGGAAUAA